Kogia breviceps (pygmy sperm whale) is the source of this 10160-nucleotide messenger RNA. The record is from RefSeq and is a predicted model, not a curated record. Lineage: Eukaryota; Metazoa; Chordata; Mammalia; Artiodactyla; Physeteridae.
UUGUGACUUUUGACUUAAUUGGUCAUUGAUAUCUCAGCAAGCAUGGAGAUAAGAUUAGAAGUUUUGACUUCAACAAGUAUCAAGCAGAAAAAACCCUGGCCACGAGUCUCCUGGUUGGGACAGGAAAAUGAAGCUGUUUUUCUUUUGGAUGAUAAAUUCAUAAAUGAAAUUAAUUUGCUAUCAGGAAGGACAAAGAAGAAAAUUCCCAGUCUUCAGCCUUUGUUGAAGGAUGUUACAGUCUUAACAACGUCCAGUAAUGAUGCCUGGCUGGCUGGGGUACUUGCUACAGGGGAGCUUUUCCUCUGGAACAAAGAUCAAGAUUGUUUGAAAACUAUACAAGCAACUGAAAAGCCUAAAGAAAUGAUUAAAGCUGCAGUAGCAAGCUCUUUGAGACUGUACUUGUAUGUAUCUGGCAAUGGGAAAAGAGUUCUGCUUAUAACUCCUUCUGGAUGCAUAUUCCUUUGGGAACAUUUGGAAUUCAAGAGUAUCUUAUCUUCUAAAAGCCCUUCAUUGGUGGGCCAAUGGUCCCAGAUCAUACCUGAAGAAGCAGUUCAUUUGCCUUCCACUGAAGAUAAAGAAGCUGUAGUGCAUGCUGUUUUUAUAAAAAAUGAGUUAUUUGGAGACUGCUGCUUGUGUUCAUUUACCUUCUAUUCUGGGGAAUGCCUGAAGUUAACAUUUCUAGCAAUUCGGUGGCAUGAAAAUGUAUUUACAUCUAUAAGAUCAUUGAGAUACCAUGUUCAGUGGGCACACCAAGAUUACCUUCUGUGCAGUCUGAUUCCUAAAUGUGAAUCAGUAAAGUCAAGAGGAGCUCUAAUUUCUGCAUUUUCAAGAGACGGUAUUACCCUGGCAGUAACUCUUAAUCAGAAAGACCCAAAGGCAACUCAGGUAUUAUUUAUAAACACACUGAAUUUUGUUACAGUCUGUGGUAGCCUUAAAGGAUGUAGUAAUAAGAAUCCUGUGGUUCCAGCUACACUUAUCAGGUCCUACUGGGUAGGUGAUAUCAGCUGGACUCAUGAUAGUCUUUUUCUGGCUUGUGUGUUAAAACGUGGCUCCCUGGUUUUAUUGACCUGCCAAGGUGAAUUGCUAACGUUAAUUACGUUUGGUUGCUCUAUAGAAUUUGGGCCAGCAGAAUUUAUUCCUCUUCACCCACUAAUAACAUAUAGACCACAGCAGUUUAUGCUUCAAGAUUCAGAUAAUUCUGUAGAUUCAUCAGCUUCUGAUAGUGACCCUAUGAGACAGAGAUUUUCUAUAAAAGCACAUUCACGGUUACCCUACCUCAUUAUUUCUGAUGGAUACAUGGUCACAACCCUUCGAUUUCUUGAUAAUCUGUCUCCAUCAGUGCUCAUGAGAUCCCUUCUACUUGAUUCAACACAGAGGCUUGAGAAAACAUACCGAAGUGUGAUAUUGUCUAAGCCAAAAGGCCAGAGGCUGAACUUGCAAUCACUGGAUUCCCUAAGAUCUAGCUUGUUAAAACACCACGGAAAUGAAAAUUUAGCUGAUUCUACUGUUCCCAGAUUCUUGCAGGCAGAAGAAACAAUGAAGUUAAAUGAAAAAACAGCAGAUUUGCAGGAUUUUGAAGCCGAAGAAACUAAUGAAGGCGAACAUUUUCCAGACAACUUAUUUUCUUUUUGGAACCAAGAGAAUGAUCUGUUGUUUAGUAGUGCCAAGGAAGGAAGAUUGGAAUUUGCUUCUAUGUUUGAUACCAUACAUGCAAAAGAUAAUACUGAGGAGACAGAUAAAACUGUUACAGAACUGCAUUCUGUCCAGAAAAAUCUCCUUGCAGCAUGGACUAUAGGAAUUUCAAAAAAUGUGACAGAAAAAAAAUUAAUGUUAAAUUACACAGUAGUUUGUAUCACUCAUUUUUUGUACAUUCUUCAAUUUAUAAAAUGUCCUUUCCCCAAACUUGAUCUUUUUUUAAGCAAGAGCCCAAGACAUAAUGCAUGGGUACUUUGUAUCUUUCAACUUUUUCAUCAGUGUUUAUCAAUCCAGUACUGGGAUAUGAGAUACAGACAAGAUGUAGGACAUUUGGUAAAGCUGACCUCAAAUACUAUAAAGCUUUUGCUGACACAGCAACAACAGAAUCAGUUAUUCUCAAAGAAGCUUUUAGCCUGUUUUCAUUUACUCAGAAUGGUAGCUGAUCAUUUAAAUGGCGUAUACAGUCUUCAACCAGAAGUUAUUUCAGCGUCAACUGAUGGAAGUAGAACAGCAAAGCAAGACUCAUUGGUGGUACCCAUUUUUCAAAUGUUUCAAGAUAGUGGUGCUUGGAAAAACUGGUCUUGGAAUUCAUCUUUCAAGAUUCGUCCUCAAGUAUUAAAUUUUGUUCAACAGCCAGGACACAGAUUGAUGGUUCUCUGGAGAGUAUUGUACAGAAAAACUUUAUGGUAUCAAUCACAAUUAAGUCAAAGAGUUCCUGAAGAUGACAUACAGUUAACUGAAAAGAUGACACAUGAAGCAUCUACUGUCAAGUCCCUGUUAUGUCAUAUACAGGCUAAAUUGCAGACUGCUGGAGUUCUCUUGAACCAGACCUUAGAACUUAAAUCUAUCAAUGGGGAAGAGUGUUUCCUAUUAGGAUCAUAUGAAAAGUCUGUUCAACUAUGGAAGAAAGCUCUUCAAGAAACCCAAGAGAAAGGAGGAAGAAGGAUAUGUUUUCUUCAGAUACGCUAUUAUCUUUCCCUUUUGUACUGCCACCUCUAUAACUAUAAUUUAAAUGAUGCUCAAGGAUUAUGUGAUCAGCUAGUAAGAGAAAUACUGUUAUGGUCCCACCUACCUGUAAAAGAAAAUGAAGAUUGUUCAGUUCCUGAGAAGUCUCAUUGUGAGUUUGGAGUGACUGGAAAUGUUCAUCCUGAAGCGGCGGUGAGGGUUAUCCAGUCCAUGGCUCGCUUCAUGGCUGCCUAUUUCACCAAUCAGCUGCUUUGCAUUUUGCCACCUCACAAUGUGAAUGUUCUUCCUCCCCUUCAUAUUAAAACAGAGCAGCCCUUUCGACUUAUUCCUCUGCAACACUCGAAGGUGGCCAGUGUUGUUAGAGAGCAGAAUCUUUCUAAUGUGUGGACAGUUGAAUAUGCCCUUGAAUUAUUAUUUAUUGGUGGCCUGGUUCCAGAAGCUGUGUGGUUGGCACAGAAACUUGGAGACUGGAAGACGUCUGUUUCCAUUGGUGUGGCCUUGCAACUGUUCUGUAAACAUGAUAGCAAUUUCACAAGGUCCAGGAAAAAGGGUCUGAAUCUACCGUUAAAUAUGACUCCAGCACAGAUUUUCCAGGAAAAACUGCAGUGUUUUUUAGGUCAGCCAGCCUCUUUGGAAGCAAAAAAUGAAAUGGGCUCAAAAUACAAACAGUUUACAGAUCCCAUUGAAGAAGAAGAUGCAGAUCUGCUAUUUGGUUCUGUGCAGGAAGUACUGAAAGCAGCAGUUAUGGCUGAUGCGGAUAUUCUUUCAGAGACAUUUCAGCUUCUGAUGAACUCUGCCAAGGACUUCAGUCAGAGACUGUGGGGCUUAGUGCCGGUCGGCUUGUAUCUUCCAGCUCCUCCUUUAUAUUGUCCUCAGCCAGCUAUUAUUAGUGAAGAAGAUGGUGAUGAUCUUCUUUUAAAAGCUGAAAAAGAUAAUCGCCAAAAGGUGUCUGGUAUCCUUCAACGUGUUCUCUUGCUUUUCCGGGCAGCUCGGUGUUCUUUUCCUGUAGCACAGUGGUACAUCUUGCAGUUGAGAUGGGCAAGAAAAGUCAUGCAGAAGAUUCGAAUGAAAGGAUCCCUUCCUUCAUUGAGUCCUUUCCCUCAGUCAUUACUUAAUUUCUGUAAGGGAGGUGUAGCAUUCUUUCGACCUGGGGCAACUGGAGACCACAAGCUUGAUGAAGUGUCCAUUAAAGUAAUAGGUUGCUUCAGAGAACUUUGUGCUUUGUGUUGGAUGCUGCACGUCCGUGAUAAGUUAUCCUAUAGUUGCAGGCAAUAUCAGAAGGCAAGAGAAAACGUGGAGGGAAAAAAGGACCUCGGAGUGAAGUUUGAUUCUUGUAUGGUUGAGCACUGUCUCAGUGCCGUGGAAUGGGCUUGUAGAAUGCUACCGUUCUCUCGGUUUUCUAAUAUUGAAGAACUUAUUCAGGAUCUAAUUUUGAGCCUCAUUGGAGAACUGCCACCAAUCAGAGAGGUAGCAGAAAUUUUUGUGAAAGCAUUUCCCAAUCCUGAGGACAUAAGGGUUCCUUUAAGAGAAAAAUAUCACUCUCUUCAACAGAGACUCAGACACAAUGUUGUGAAAGGUCCCCAAACUCAGGAAAUGAUGACUGUUAUCAUGCAUUCUAUCCAUAAAGUGAGGGUGAAAGCUCUGAAACGUGUGCAGAGAAAUAUAGGUUCUUUUGAGAUGAAUAUAUGGGAACCAACUGAAGAAGAAAAACCAGCUGAGGUUCUAGGUUUUGACAAGUUUUCCUUGGGAACUAGUUUGAGCAGGAGCACACUCACAGAACCAGGAAAUUCUCUGGUCCACAGUGAUGCAGAUACAGCUGAUACUUUCUCAGAAGCUUUGUUGGCUGAAGAAAAAAGUAGGAUACAUUUCUCUCAAAGAAAUGCCGCAAAUCACAUGGAAUUAACAUUGACUGGUAAGCCCAAUGGAAAAAAGAAAAUAUGUAAUCAGAAGGAAAACCCUAAAAGAAAAGAAGAUCAUGAAAAGUUGUUACAAAAUGCACUUCCUGUAAUAGGUGUUUGGGAAUUUGAACGUGACGAUGAUGAAUAUAUUAAAUUCCUUGAACUCUUCUUGAGUUAUGUUCUUGAAAGAGACCUACUUGGUUCCAAGGAUGCUGGCAUUCCAUUUCUAACUAGCUUUUCUGGACAUCUUAGAGAACAUGAACUUAAUUCUUUACUUUUUGAUGUACAUACAACAUUAAAACGACGUCAAGGCAAAACCAAAAGCCAGAAUGUGUUUAGAGCUGGCUCUUGCUUUGUUGUUGCUCCUGAGUCAUAUGAGUAUGAAAAAUCAGAAAACCAGACACUUUCAGCUUCUGUACUGGUUAAUCAAGGGAUCAGGCCUUUUUUAGAGAACCCUUUGAAUGAAGUCAAUAAAAAUGAAGGGAAGAGUGGGUUGUUUGGUUUAAAACAGAAGUCAGUUUACAGAAUACAAGAUGACAAUGCAGAGAAAACUUUAAUACAGAGAUGGUCAAACCAUAGUUUUUGCACUCCCAAGUCUAUUGAAACUAGAAGAUGUAUUUUCAAAGCAAUUCAAUGCAACGAUAUUAACCCUCAAGAAGAUCUUCCUCUAGCACUAGAUAACACAUUUGGCAGUAUAAGAAGGCUGUUGGAAUGGAUGAUAAGAUGGUCUGAUAGAAGACUGCUCUGUGAUUUUGGUCACACUGCGUCAUCCUGUGAGUACAGUACCGUCAUUCGUGUAAAGACCUCUACAGCUGCCAUUCUUACAUCAUUGUGGCUUUUGAAACAACCCUAUUUUGCUACAUAUAAGGCAAAAAAUGCCAUUAUUAAGGUGCUAGAGAAUAAUUACCCUGAGCCUCAGAAUGGACCCAAUAUAGAGAGUGAUUAUAAAACAGAUGCUGGCUGUUCUGUUGUAUCCACUGAAGGUGGGACUGAGGAAAGAAAUGAUCAAAAUGAAUCUUGUCAAAGUGUCUUGAAUAGAAUGCCAACUGAAGUAAAAAAUCCCAAAAUAAAAGGAACCAAUGAUGAGAUUAUUUCUGUCACUGAUGAUACUGAAAAAGAAUUUGUAGAUAUUGAGGAGGAUCUUUUAGAAGUAGAAACAUUUACAAAGGAGGAAAUGGAUAUAUACCCAUCAGAGUUUGAAGAGCAUGCCAAAGAAUCUGUUGCAAUUGUUGAAAGUCCCAGUAUUACCUCUUACAUGCAGAUGCAGACUUUACCACAGCAUUUAGAAGAACAUUCCACAGGAGAGGUUCAGUGUCCAGGGGAAGAACUGUUAGAGACAUGUAUGGAGGAAAAAUCAACUGAACAGAAAGGUAUGAUCGAAGGCUUUAUAGAUCCAGAACACAUCACUCCUCAUUCAUUUGGUGUAGAUACAAGUUCAGAAGUUUCUAGUGCACGGAUCUCUGCAUGUAAAGAUAAAUCUUCCUCAGCUCCACCUUUGGUAUCAAACAGAGUCACUGUUGCUUCACAAACACCUGGGCCAACAGCUCAGCCAACCCAGAGAAAUGAACCCAGGGCUCAGUUAUCACAUUAUUCCGAUUCUGUUAGGCAAAUGCUCCAAGAUGAAAUGUUUAAAUUAGUUCAGCUACAACAGAUCAACUUCAUGAGCCUCAUGCAAAUAGUAGGAUCAUCCUUUGCUAACCUCCCAGAUAUACAUCAACUUCUACAGCAGUCUCAGUCUGUGCAUUUGGUGGGAAGCCAAGGAUCAAACCCCACAAGAGGGAGUAAUGAUGUUGAAGACACCAGUAGAAAUCUGAAGGAGAGAUUUUUCGUUAAACUACAACCCAUGGGAGAGUACACCGGAGAGCCUGGCAAGAACAGCCCACACUGCCAUAAAGAAAUUGUGCAAUCUGAUGGAAAUAGUAAUGGAAAUUUACAGAAUGUUCCACAUAGGAGUGUUCCUUUUUGUCAGUUAGAAGGCCAAACCCAGAAUAGAGGACUAACUCCAGCAUCUCAGAACUUACCAACCACUUCAUUGUCUCCAGCCCCUGCUGGAAAUACUCACCUCCACCUUUUGUCCACGUCUUCUGCCAUUCGGAAGACACCUGAACUUAUCCCCACUGCAAAAACUUUCAGACCUGGUGAUGGUUUUCCUUUGCUUCAAUUUCAGCCCAAGCCUGAAUUUAAGCCCCUUUCCUUCCAUACAGAAAGAGUUCCUCAAGUUCACUUCAGUCCUCCGCCACAGCCAAGAGUGGCUUGGGGAUUAUCUGAUUUCUUCCAGCUUCCUUUGCCAAAGAGAGCAAUGGACACUACUUCAAUGUCCCAUUUGAAUUUGAGCCAGCAUAAUACUGAAGCCAUAAAAAAAGAAGUUGAGGAGAAGAAAUGGGUAGAAACAAUAAUUACAGAAGUCCCUAAGCAUGUGAACUUGGAUCAGUAUGUUGGACAAGAAAACUUGACACCUCAGCAGGACUCUGCAACAUUUAUAAAACCAGAAAAACUGUUUGAUGUUAAGCCAGGGCCCUUUGAGAUAUCUCCUCAGAAUUCUUUUGGACUUCCAUUAUUGCACCUGCAACUUAAACCUCCUUCUGUAUUUUCCUCUGCCUCAAGAGCAUCAGUUACAUUUCCAUCAAUACCUAUUAGAACUGUAGCAGAAGAAAGCAAAUACCCAAGACUAUCACUAUUUCAUUCAUGUCUAUCGCAAGAAAAUAUGUACCAAAACCCACAACUUAUUCCACUUGAAAACCUUAUUGCAUUUAAACAAAUGCAACAGAAAUUAACACAUAAUUUAUUUGAACAAGGCAAUCCUGGACACCUCCAGCUUCUACAGGUCAAAAUAGAAUCAUCUGAAUUGAGACAAGGAAAGGACAGUAAAAAAAGACAAAGACGACGAGCUGAAAAAGAGCUGCAAGAAAAAAGAUCAGAGAAACUAAGGAGAAAACCAAGUGUGACUUUCCAACCAGAGGAUUUCAUCAUUAAUGAUAAUGAUUCAGAAAUAGUUAUGAAACCCAAGGAGCAACAAGAACAUCAUGGUUCCCAGCCUUUGGAAGACUUUGACAUUCCUUUUGAAAAGCUCCAGGAUGAUGUUAAUACUUCAGCUGGAUUGCAUUUCAUGGCCUCUGUAAAAAAGAAAGUUAAAGAAUGUCAGGAUGCAAGUACAAAUACAGACCCAGAUAAAGAUGCUGCUUCUCAAGAAGUUGUUUCUGAAUGUCAUAAAAAUCAGCAAAUCAUUUCUUCCUCAUCAGAACAUGAAUCUUUGAAUGUUCCUCAACUUUUGGCACCAGACGUAUAUCUGAAUCUCAGACUUUCCACUGAAAUAUCAGAGAAACCUCUGUCACCUUCAGCAAGUGAAACGAUUGGACACACUUACAUAAAUGUGAUUGACAUUGAAGCUGAUGAUCUACACAAAUUACCUGUUAGAGAAGAGCCUUCAGAUGAUAAUAGUAUCAAACAGCAAAGCGAUCAUCUAGAAGUCCCAUCUUCUGCAGAAUUACAUUACAUGGCAGCUUCAGUUACUAAAGCUCUUCCACUGUACAAUUUUAAGAGUCAAGAAUAUGGCAAUUCCACCAUGGAUUUAUUUUUUAAACCUGCAAAAGUGUCUCCAACCUGUCUGGAUGGAAGAAGCUGGAGAGCAGGCAUUCCAGAAGUGAAGGAGCCUUGCAUCACCUCACCUCCACCAUCAGACAUACAGCAGGACAAAGAUACUCCGAAGCCAGAUCUUCGAUUCAAGGAACCAAGCUCAAAGUCAGAUGCCGCAGAUUACCUGCUGUGGGAACUACUACAGGAUGUCUCUGCCAAUCAUCCUGCGCCAAGCUCUGCAGCUCGCCGGCUAGAGCAUCUCACUUCAAAGCUUCAGAGAAUUGAUGAACAGCUAUUAGCAAUACAGAACAUUGCUGAAAACAUAGAGCAGAAUUACCGGAGACACAUCAUGCUAGAACAACAUUGUAUUAAGGUUGAACCUGUAGAUCACAUUGAGCUGUCUUCUGGCCCCGAAUCUGAAAAAACAUUGCCUUCAAAACCCAUUCACAUUCCUGAAGAAGGGCAUUUCCUGACUCAUAUGAAUAAAGAAGAUCAAAGGAACAACGAACAGAUUUCAGUAACUACGGAAACUCAUCCUAGUCAGAAAACCUGUGUGUUUCCUUCUGCCGAUUCAGCUGUCAGCCUUUCCAGUGACCAGAAUUUGACUUCUCCUGGUGUGAAUAACAGUGAUGAAUUAUUUGAGAGUGUUUCAGUAGAUCCACUCCAGAUGAGUGAACUGACUGAUAUCGCAGACAUUAUCAAUGACCUUAUAACAAAAGAUGGAGUUUCCAGUGAAGAGCUUGGCUUAACAGAACAACAGGCGAGGAGCAUCUCCAGGAUUCAGCAUUCCUCUGGUAGACGUCCACAAAGAACUGAGAAGGAGAGAAAAGAGAUUCAAGUCUGGAUGAAAAGAAAACGAAAAGAAAGAAUGGCAGAGUAUUUAAAUCAGCUAGCAGAAAAGAGAAGGCAAGAACAUCAUCCUUUCUGCCCCAGGAGCAACCCAUUUUACAUGACUUCGAGGGAAAUCAGGCUGAGACAAAAGAUGAAGCACGAAAAAGACAGAUUGCUACUAUCUGACCACUAUAGUCGUCGAAUCUCACAAACAUACAGUCUGAUGAAUGAACUGUUAUCUGAAUCAGUACAGCUUCCAGCAACUGCACAGAAACCAUUGCCUAACAAACCCAGACCUGCUCAAAUUCCCAGAAGGCAAUGCUCCCUUUCUCCACGAGGAGAGAAUCGACAUGAUCACAAUUUUCCAAUACAUAGACCUGGAAAAGUCAGAUAUAUAUCCAUCAAACCAAGUUAUACCCAAAAGGGGAGACUUUUGGGGCAAACUCAAGGCUCACCUUGGCCAUGUGGAACUGCUACUUUUACCAUACAGAGGAAAGGUGGUGUAGUCAAAGUGGCAGUAAGAAAGGCUGUGCAGUCUCCAGUUACCAUCCGAAAAGGGUCUAAUGCUCCCUGUCUGCGGUGUACAAAAAAUCACACAAGUGCUGGUCUUGCACCUCAAACCAAGGAGGUAUGUUUAGAGUAUGAGAGAGAGGAGACUGUGGUGAGCCCCUGGAUGGUACCUUCAGACAUCCGUGCGAUUCUCUAUGAGAGUCACAGUUCCCUUCUACAGGACUCAUCACCAACUGAAGAAAAGCCAGCACCUCCUCUUGGGGUGGGUGGCACGGACAGCUUGUCUGAGAGCACGGGCAGCAUCCUCAGCAAGCUUGACUGGGAUGCCGUCGAAGAUAUGGUGGCCGGUGUGGAGGACAAGAGCCCGUCUGUCCACUGGGCCCUGGACCUAUAAGACCUGAAUGUCACUCUGCUUCCACGCAAAGGCCAGCAACUCAGUGUUGUAGUUCUGAAAGAUUUGUGGGUUUAAGGGAGAGAAGCAAUGAAAGAAGCAAUGUGAAUUUACCACCUGCAGGCAUAUUAUUACCUUGAUUAGACAUUUUAAGAGGAAAAGUAAACAUUUCUCCAUAAGUUUGCCUUCCAGGGAAAGGGGUUAACUAUAGAUGUGUUAUAUGUUUUUGCAUUUGACUUAUUUAGGUAUAAUUUUUUAAAUGAUGAAAUAAACUACCUUUCAAGCCAAGCUUGUAC